AUGAUGAGCUUCAGCGGCGCGGACGCGCUGCUGGGCGCCCCGUUCGCGCCGCUCCAUGGAGGCGGCAGCCUGCACUACGCGUUGGCCCGCAAGGGCGGAACGCGCUCUACCGCCGGCUCAUCCAGUGGCUUCCACUCCUGGGCGCGGACAUCCGUGAGCUCCGUGUCGGCCUCCCCGAGCCGCUUCCGUGGCGCAGCAGCCACCUCAAGCACCGACUCCCUAGACACGCUGAGCAACGGACCGGAGGGCUGCGUGGUGGCAGCAGCCGCGGCCCGCAGCGAGAAGGAGCAGCUGCAGGCGCUGAAUGACCGCUUCGCAGGCUACAUCGACAAGGUACGGCAGCUCGAGGCUCACAACCGCAGCCUGGAAGGCGAGGCGGCGGCCCUGCGGCAGCAGCACGCUGGCCGCGCCGCCAUGGGCGAGCUGUACGAGCGAGAGGUGCGCGAGAUGCGCGGCGCUGUGCUGCGCCUGGGCGCGGCGCGCGGCCAGCUGCGCCUGGAGCAGGAGCACCUGCUCGAAGACAUUGCGCACGUGCGCCAGCGCCUAGACGACGAGGCCCGGCAGCGGGAAGAAGCCGAGGCGGCGGCGCGCGCACUCGCGCGCUUUGCGCAAGAGGCCGAGGCGGCGCGCGUCGAGCUGCAGAAGAAGGCGCAAGCGCUGCAGGAAGAGUGCGGCUACCUGCGGCGUCACCACCAGGAGGAGGUGGGCGAGCUGCUCGGCCAGAUCCAGGGCUGCGGCGCCGCGCAGGCGCAGGCGCAGGCCGAGGCGCGCGACGCCCUGAAGUGCGACGUGACGUCGGCGCUGCGCGAGAUCCGCGCGCAACUUGAAGGCCACGCGGUGCAGAGCACACUGCAGUCGGAGGAGUGGUUCCGAGUGAGGCUGGACCGACUAUCAGAGGCAGCCAAGGUGAACACAGAUGCCAUGCGCUCAGCCCAGGAGGAGAUAACAGAGUAUCGCCGCCAGCUGCAGGCUAGGACCACAGAGCUGGAGGCACUCAAAGGCACCAAGGACUCACUAGAGAGGCAGCGCUCUGAACUGGAGGACCGUCAUCAGGCUGACAUCGCAUCCUACCAGGAGGCCAUCCAGCAGCUGGACACCGAGCUAAGGAACACCAAGUGGGAGAUGGCAGCCCAGCUCCGAGAGUACCAGGACCUGCUCAAUGUCAAGAUGGCUCUGGAUAUUGAGAUUGCCGCUUACAGAAAACUCCUGGAGGGUGAAGAAUGUCGGAUUGGCUUUGGCCCCAGUCCUUUCUCCCUUCCAGAAGGACUCCCCAAAAUCCCCUCUAUAUCCACUCACAUAAAGGUCAAAAGUGAAGAGAAGAUCAAAGUGGUAGAAAAGUCAGAGAAGGAAACCGUGAUUUUGGAGGAACAGACAGAGGAGAUCCAAGUGACUGAAGAAGUGACUGAAGAAGAAGAGAAAGAGGCCAAAGAGGAGAAAGGUGAGGAAGAGGAAGCAGAAGAGGGAGAAGAAGAAACAAAGUCUCCCCCAGCAGAAGAGGCUGCAUCUCCAGAGAAGGAAGAGGCCAAGUCCCCAGUGAAGGAAGAAGCUAAGUCCCCAGCUGAGGCCAAGUCCCCAGUGAAGGAAGAGGCCAAGUCCCCAGAAAAGGCUAAGUCCCCCAUGAAAGAAGAAGCAAAAUCACCAGCUGAGGCCAAGUCCCCAGUGAAGGAAGAGGCCAAGUCUCCAGCUGAGGUGAAGUCCCCUGAGAAAGCUAAAUCCCCCAUGAAAGAAGAAGCAAAAUCUCCAACGGAGGUGAAAUCCCCAGAGAAGGCCAAGUCCCCAGCUAAGGAAGAAGCAAAGUCCCCUGUGGAGGCCAAGUCCCCUGAAAAGGCCAAGUCUCCGGUAAAGGAAGAGGCCAAGUCCCCUGAGAAGGCCAAGUCCCCAGUGAAGGAGGAGGCCAAGUCCCCAGAGAAGGCCAAGUCCCCAGUGAAGGAGGAGGCCAAGUCCCCAGAGAAGGCCAAGUCCCCAGUGAAGGAGGAGGCCAAGUCCCCCGAGAAGACCAAGUCCCCAGUGAAGGAGGAGGCCAAGUCCCCAGUGAAAGAGGAAGCCAAGUCCCCCGAGAAGGCCAAGUCUCCAGUGAAGGAGGAGGCCAAGUCCCCUGAGAAGGCCAAGUCUCCAGUGAAGGAGGAGGCCAAGUCCCCUGAGAAGGCCAAGUCCCCGGUGAAGGAGGAAGCCAAAUCCCCAGAGAAGGCCAAGUCUCCAGUGAAGGAGGAGGCCAAGUCCCCUGAGAAGGCCAAAUCCCCAGUGAAGGAGGAGGCCAAGUCCCCAGAGAAGCCCAAGUCCCCAGUGAAGGAGGAGGCCAAGUCCCCUGAAAAGGCCAAGUCCCCUGAGAAGACCAAGUCUCCAGUGAAGGAGGAGGCCAAGUCCCCUGAGAAGGCCAAGUCCCCAGUGAAGGAGGAGGCCAAGUCCCCUGAGAAGGCCAAGUCCCCAGUGAAGGAGGAGGCCAAGUCCCCAGAGAAGGCCAAGUCCCCGGUGAAGGAGGAGGCCAAGUCCCCAGAGAAGGCCAAGUCCCCUGAGAAGGCCAAGUCCCCAGUGAAGGAAGAGGCCAAGUCCCCUGAGAAGGCCAAGUCCCCAGAGAAGGUCAAAUCUCCUGUGAAAGAAGAGACCAAGGCUCCUGAGAAAGAGGUCACAAAGAAGGAAGAGGCAAAGUCCCCCAUAAAGGAGGAAGAGAAACCCCAGGAAGUGAAAGUCAAAGAGCCCGCAAAGAAGGCAGAGGAAAAGAAAGCUCCAGCCACACCAAAAACUGAGGAGAAGAAGGACAGCAAGAAAGAUGAGGUGCCAAAGAAGGAGGCUCCAAAGCCUGAGGUCCAGGAAAAGAAGGAGCCUGCUGUGGAGAAACCCAAAGAAUCCAAAAUUGAAGCCAAGAAAGAGACUGAAGAUAAGAAAAAAGCAGUGACCCCAGAGAAGGAGGUUCCUGCGAAGGUGAAGGAAGAAGCCAAACCCAAAGAGAAGGCUGAGGUGGCCAAGAAGGAGCAAGAUGAUGCCAAGGCCAAAGAACCCAGCAAAGCAGCAGAAAAGGAGCCAGAAAAGCCAAAGAAGGAAGGGACACCUGCAGCACCCGAGAAAAAAGAUGUCAAGGAGAAGACCCCAGAGGCCAAGAAAUCUGAGGAGAAACCCAAAGCAGAGGCCCCAGCCAAAGAAGAGCCCAGCAAGGAGGCCCCCACACCUGGCAAAGCCAAGACAGAAAAGGCUGAGAAAUCCUCUAGCACAGACCAAAAAGACAGCAGGCCUGCAGAGAAGGCCACAGAAGACAAGGCCUCCAAGGGGGAGAAGUAAGGCAGGGAGAAAGGACUAUCCAGAACAGCCAAAGAUACUCAGGAGGGCCCAGGAGCUCAAGGGUCGACAUAACAAAUUUUCAUUUUUUUCUCCCUUUUCUUUAUAUAAAAAGAAACUCUGCUUAGAUGAUGGGGCCCUCCUUCACCAAACAGGAAUUUCUAUUAGCAAUAUGUUAGCAAGAGAGGGUAUUCCCAGUCCCCUGGCCCUACAUCCCAAACCCUCCCCAGGCGAUGGACAAUUAUGUUAUGAUAGCUUACGUAGCCGAAUGUGAUAUAUGCCGAAUGCCACAUGUAAACACUUGACUAUAAAAACUGACCCCCUCCUUUCUAAAUAAGUGCAUUUAUUACCUGUAUGUGCAAUUGACAGAUGAUCACAAUAAUGAAUGAGCAGUUAGAAACACAUUAUGCUUGAGAUGUCUUAACCUAUUCCUGAAUGCCUUCUGUUUUCCAAAGGAGUGGCCGAGCCCUUGCCCAGAGCUCUCUAUCCUGGAAGAGCUGGAGCAGGUGGGGCUGGGCACUGGCCACUGAAUCAUGCCAGGGCGCACUUUUCCACUGGAGUCCACUUUCAAUUGCUUCUGUGCAA
Molecule: messenger RNA, 3855 nt
Organism: Nyctereutes procyonoides (raccoon dog)
Lineage: Eukaryota; Metazoa; Chordata; Mammalia; Carnivora; Canidae
Gene: NEFH
Product: neurofilament heavy chain
Exons: 4
Coding region: 1-3273 (1090 amino acids)
Biological process (GO): axon development
Cellular component (GO): axon; neurofilament
Molecular function (GO): structural constituent of postsynaptic intermediate filament cytoskeleton
Source: RefSeq, a predicted model, not a curated record